AACCAACAGAGUAGAGUGCUGCACUCCACGUGUUCCCUUUAUUUCCCCCUUCACUCCACAAUCCCAUUUCUUCAAUAAUCUCUCCGAGAUUAAUCUUCUCUUCUAAUAGGCUCUUGCGUUGUAGAAUGUGAUCUUAUCAGAUGUGUAGGACCGAGGAGCGAGAAAAAGAGAUCACGUGGAACAAGAGGGUGUGGGACUGUGGAGCAUGUGCUUAGGCUCAGGGGGAGAUAAGGAAACCCAAUAUAAAGGGCAAAGGAAAGGAAAGGGCCUCAUCUCCCGGAUCUUGCCUUUCUCUUCUCCUUCACAGCUUGCUCUGCCUCCCACACAUAUAAGCCCUACAACACACACACACCCUUCUCCCAUACCCUAUUCCACCUGGGACUCUAUCAUCCUCUUCACUGACCUACCUCAUGGCCUCUUGGAAGAAGACCAUCACAACCCCAUUCAAAAAGGCUUGCACUUUCUUCAAUCACCAGCCUCCAAGGGAACAUCCCAAGAAGUCUCAAUCAGGUCUUGAUUUGGGGUGUGGUUUUGCUGCAGAGCAAGAGAACAGAGGAACGGAUCUUCACGGUGAAGUGAUGGCUUGUGGUUAUGAAGAUGUCCAAGUCAUGUGGUCUAUUCUGGACAAGUCCAAGUCCACUUCUUCCUGCAAUAUCAGCUCUUCCUGAUCUCUGUGAUGAUCCUACCCAUAAUAACCAAUUCCCGCCCGCCAAUUAGCAGACGUUUUAGUGUGCUGAUGUUUAGGUCAUAAGUUGCAUCAUACUAACUUCUUCAAGCUAACUCCAUAACUAGCUUUUGAAUGUGGUAUGAAUGCACUUUUCUCUGUAAAUAUUGGGAGCAAAUAAAAGAAGAAAAAGGAAAGAUUGAUGUUCUGGUGUUCAUGGGUAGGAGGCAGUCUCCAUCUGCAAUUUUCUCAAGAUGUUCAAUAUAGGGAAUCCCCAUGAUUGAUAAACAAAAAUCAUGGUGAGAUUUUUUUUUUUCCUUCAAUUGAAAACUAGAUUUUUUUUUUUUGUUCUUUUUUCUAAUUUGUUUCCUUCUAUAUCUGCUUUCUUCUAUCUCUGCCUUAUCUCCUGUGUAUGGUCUAUGGGAAGAAGAAAGAUAGGAUUCCAUGGGAUCCCACCACGCAUGAUUGAAAUGAAUAUUGUACUGUUUAGGUGACGUUGACGUGAUUAUUUUCCUCGUGAAAUGCCUUGAAAUGCUCAAGCUUUUUGUUCUUCCAUGAUCUCGUUGACCCAGUCAUUAGUAACUUUGAGUGUUA
This is a messenger RNA of Prosopis cineraria, 1258 nucleotides long. RefSeq lists its product as uncharacterized. The record is from RefSeq and is a predicted model, not a curated record. The transcript is spliced from 2 exons. The coding region runs from base 411 to 668 and encodes 85 amino acids. NCBI's taxonomy places the organism in Eukaryota, Viridiplantae, Streptophyta, Magnoliopsida, Fabales, Fabaceae.